Poeciliopsis prolifica (blackstripe livebearer) is the source of this 2433-nucleotide messenger RNA. Its product is annotated as transcription factor IIIB 90 kDa subunit-like. Gene Ontology annotation, cellular component: transcription preinitiation complex; nucleus; transcription factor TFIIIB complex. Gene Ontology annotation, molecular function: RNA polymerase III general transcription initiation factor activity; TBP-class protein binding; RNA polymerase III type 3 promoter sequence-specific DNA binding. The record is from RefSeq and is a predicted model, not a curated record. Lineage: Eukaryota; Metazoa; Chordata; Actinopteri; Cyprinodontiformes; Poeciliidae. Gene Ontology annotation, biological process: DNA-templated transcription initiation; transcription preinitiation complex assembly; transcription by RNA polymerase III.
UGGACGCCAGUUGAGGAAGCAAAACAGAUCAGAACCAAAAUCAGUAAUUGAUCCAGUAGUCUGAGCGGUUCCGGUUCGGAUGGAGCGAACAUGAAGCUCAGCUACUAGAGUUCGAGCCGCUGUUGGUUCUUCCCGCCUGGUUCCGGUUCUUGACCCGACACCGCCUCAAUGAGCUCCAGGGUGUGCCGGACCUGUGGGGGGUCCGACAUCGAUGUGGACCAGGCCCGGGGCAGCGCAGUGUGCACGAGCUGCGGCUCGGUUCUGGAGGACAACAUCAUUGUAUCGGAGGUCCAGUUCGUGGAAGGAAGUGGAGGCGUGUCGUCCGCCGUGGGGCAGUUUGUGUCUGCUGAUGGUCCAGUUAAAGCUCCACUCCUCGGUUCUGGUUUCCACACUGGAGUCGGAAAGGAGUCCAGAGCCCAGACGCUGCAGAACGGGAAGCGUCAGAUCCAGCAGCUGGGCAGUCAGCUGCAGCUCAACCAGCACUGCCUGGACACGGCCUUCAACUUCUUCAAGCUGGUGGUCAGCAAACACCUGACCAGAGGCCGGCGGACGGAGCACGUCAUCGCCGCCUGCCUCUACCUGGUGUGCCGCACCGAAGGCACGCCCCACAUGCUACUGGACCUGAGCGACCUGCUGCAGGUGAACGUCUACAUCCUGGGGAAGACCUUCCUGCUGCUGGCCCGGGAGCUGUGCAUCAACGCGCCCGCCAUCGACCCCUGCCUGUACAUCCCUCGCUUCGCUCACAUGCUGGAGUUUGGAGACAAGAACCACGAGGUUUCCAUGACGGCGCUGCGCCUGGUGCAGAGGAUGAAGAGAGACUGGAUGCACACGGGCCGCCGACCGUCCGGCCUGUGUGGAGCAGCUCUCCUGGUUGCGGCGCGGAUGCACAAGUUUCGGCGCUCGGUGAAGGACGUAAUCGGCGUGGUGAAGGUGUGCCAGACCACUCUGAGGAAGAGGCUCACAGAGUUUGAGGACACGCCCACCAGUCAGCUGACCAUCGAUGAGUUCAUGCGGGUGGAUCUGGAGCAGGAAUGUGAUCCGCCGUCCUUCACUGCCGGCCAGCACAAGGUCAAGAUGCAGCAGUUGGAGCAGGAGCUGGCCCGGAAGCUGGACGAGGUCGAAGGAGAAAUCAGCUGCUACAAGGAGGAGAUCGAGACGGAGCUGGAAAAGAGCCGGCCCAAACUCAGGGGGAUCUACGCCGCCUACGCCAAGGAAAUGGAUCCGGAGGACGAGGACGUCCUGUCCUCUCCGUCCGACCCGGAGGACAAGGAGGGGGACGACGCCGACCUGCGGGCCGCCGCCCAGCGGCUGACGCAGGACUUCCUGUGUCAGGUUAUCCGGGAGGAGGAGGGGGGGGCGCCACAGGAAGUGGAAACGGAGGGGGGCGGGCUCCCGGCCCACGGCGCCCCUCUGGCCUCCAUCCUGGGGAACGCCAGCCUGGGCCUCCAGGAGACCUUUCACACCUCCGGUCCUCCGGAACCGGACCAGAACCCAGACGAGGAUCCGAGCGGAGAUCUGGACCUGGAAGGAAUCGACGAUCAGGAGAUCGAAAAGUACAUCCUGAACGAGAAGGAGGUGGAGGUGAAGACGGAGCUUUGGACCAAGCAGAACGCAGACUACCUGAAGGAGCAGAAGGAAAAGGAGGAGAGGAUCACCAAGGAGAAGGAGCAGGGGACCUACAAGGAGAAGAAGAAGAAAUACAAGAAGCGUGAGCAGAUCGAGGCGGCCACAGCGGGCGAGGCCAUCGAGAAGAUGCUGGAGAGGAAGAAGAUCUCCAGUAAGAUCAACUACGACGUCCUGAGAGACCUGAACCAGCCGGCAGGAAGUCCCGCCACCGAGCCCCCAGGGGGCGCCGACGUCGUCCCGCGCAAACGCCUGAGCCGCCGCCGCAGGAAGGGCGGCGACGCCAACGCGGAGCUGUCCGCCAGCGCCAACAUGAUGACCAAGAGGUUCCGGCGCCUCAUUUCCUCAACACCACGGAAAAAGAAAACCUCUCUGCAGGUGGAAACAGCAGUUGUCAUGGAAACGGCACCAGAGGCCGUACCUGAAGCUCCUCCUCCUGCAGGCCCCGCCCCCGCCGAAGCCCCGCCCCCUGUGGAGACGGAGGAGGAGGAGGAGGAGGCAGAGGAAGACUGCGUCAGCGCACUGCAGCUGGUUGGAGAUUACGGCUGUGAGGAAGAGGAAGUGUUUUAGCUCCGCCCACCCUGAACAAACUCCGUCCAGCCAAUCAGAGGCCAGCAGGUCAAUCAGCUGAACCAGAACUUUUCACUGCGAGGCGACUCGGACCGACCCGGAACCGGCAGAACCAGCGUGUGACAGGAAGUAUGUGAGAGAGAGGAAGUGUGUGUCGCUGUACUUUGAUGAUGUCAUGUCCGACCCGAACAGAAUCAUGACUCGGCAGAAACAUUCCGUAAUAAAUGGACUGGAAGCCCA